Molecule: messenger RNA, 4596 nt
Organism: Toxotes jaculatrix (banded archerfish)
Lineage: Eukaryota; Metazoa; Chordata; Actinopteri; Toxotidae
Gene: hk2
Product: hexokinase 2
Exons: 18
Coding region: 215-2977 (920 amino acids)
Biological process (GO): glucose 6-phosphate metabolic process; glycolytic process; intracellular glucose homeostasis
Cellular component (GO): mitochondrion; cytosol
Molecular function (GO): glucokinase activity; mannokinase activity; ATP binding
Source: RefSeq, a predicted model, not a curated record
GAGCCACCAAGUCAAGGAAGUUGGAAGUUUCUCAACAGUACGACCCUGUUUUUAAGGACAAUUGUAACGUAAGAGUUGUAGACAGGACACCGAGCGACGGGUGAAAAUAUUAUUAUUAUUUUUUUUUAAGCUAUCGCUUCGAAAAGUGUUCUUUUUGUAUAUUUUGUUCCUGUCUAAAGCGGGGCGUAAAGUCGUCACACAUCAGUAACAAACGAUGUUAGCCUCCAGUCUGCUGGCUAACUACUGCACCGAACUCCAUGAUGACCAAGCGCAUAAGGUGGACAAAUACCUUCACCAUCUUCAGCUGUCAGAUGAGACUGUGAUGGACGUGUCAAUAAGAUUUCGACGAGAGAUGGACAGAGGCCUGUGCAGAGACACCAACCCCACAGCUGCUGUCAAGAUGCUGCCCACGUUUGUGCUGUCAACUCCUGAUGGAACAGAACAAGGUGAAUUCUUGGCUCUUGACCUUGGCGGAUCCAACUUCCGAGUCCUCCUGGUCAAAGUCAUGGCUGAUGGCAAGCAAAAGGUGGAGAUGGAAAAUCAGAUUUAUGCCAUUCCUGAGCACGUCAUGAGAGGCAAUGGGUCUGAGUUAUUUGACCACAUAGCUGAAUGUCUGUCUAAUUUCCUGGAGAAGAUGGGCAUCAAAGAUAAAAAACUUCCUCUGGGCUUCACCUUCUCUUUCCCCUGCCAACAGACCAAGUUGGAUGAGAGUGUUUUGGUGUCUUGGACCAAAGGCUUCAAGUCGAGUGGAGUAGAGGGAAAGGAAGUGGUCAGCCUUCUGAGGAAAGCCAUCAAAAAACGAGGGGAUUUUGACAUUGACAUUGUGGCAGUUAUCAAUGACACAGUGGGAGCCAUGAUGACCUGUGGCUACGAUGAUGAGCACUGUGAAAUUGGUCUCAUCGUAGGAACGGGGACCAAUGCCUGCUACAUGGAGCAGAUGAGGAACAUUGAGCUGCUGGACGGUGACGAGGGACGGAUGUGUGUUAAUACAGAGUGGGGUGCUUUUGGAGAUGAUGGUUCUCUGGAGGACCUGCGCACUGACAUUGACCGGGAAAUAGAUGCAGGCUCUCUGAACCCUGGCAAGCAGCUGUUUGAGAAGAUGAUCAGUGGCAUGUACAUGGGGGAACUGGUCCGUCUCAUCCUUGUGAGGAUGGUCAAAGAGCAGCUGCUGUUCCAGGGCAAGACAACAGCAGCGCUGCUCACCACUGGAAGCUUCAGCACCAGCUACAUCUACGCUAUUGAGAAUGACAAACAUGAAGAAGGUCUGAGAAGUGCUGAAGAGGUGCUUCGGGGCCUGGGUCUGGACCCGUCGGUUGAGGACUGCAUAGCCACUCGGAGGGUCUGUCAGAUAGUAUCCACACGGGCUGCACACUUGUGUGCUGCCACUCUAGUGGCAGUGCUGCGGCAGAUCCGGGAUAACAAAGCGGCUGAGAAGCUGCGCACUACUAUUGGAGUGGAUGGCUCUGUUUACAAGAAUCAUCCAGAGUUUUCCAGGAGGCUCCACAAGAUGGUACGGCGACUUGUGCCAGACUGUGAUGUGCGUUUUUUGCAGUCACAGGAUGGCAGUGGGAAGGGUGCAGCCAUGGUAACAGCAGUAGCUUACCGUCUUGCCGCUCAACAUGCAGAGCGUCAGCGCAUCCUUGACACCUUGCGUUUGAGCCGUGAACAGUUGUUGGAGGUGAAACACAGAAUGAGUGAGGAGAUGGUGAGAGGCCUGUCAAGGCGAACGCAUGAGCAGACAAGCGUUAAGAUGCUUCCCACUUAUGUCAGAUCAACGCCAGAUGGAACAGAGCACGGCGACUUCUUGGCUUUGGACCUUGGAGGCUCCAGCUUUCGGGUGCUGCUUGUGCGAGUGCGAAGUGAAAAAAGACAAAAUGUGGACAUCCAUCAGAAGAUCUACAGUAUCCCACAGGAGACCAUGCAAGGCACAGGGGAAGAGCUUUUCAGCCAUAUUGUGAACUGCAUCGCUGACUUUCUGGAGUACAUGGGUAUGAGAGGAGCAUCCUUACCUCUGGGAUUUACGUUCUCCUUCCCCUGUCAUCAGAGCAAACUGGAUCAGGGCAUCCUUCUGAGGUGGACAAAGGGUUUCAAAGCCAGUGGCUGUGAGGGACAAGAUGUUGUUACAUUACUUAAAGAUGCUGUCUGCCGCAGACAGGAAUUUGACCUGAACUUCGUGGCGGUGGUUAAUGACACAGUGGGAACCAUGAUGACCUGUGGCUACGAGGACCCCAAAUGUGAGGUUGGACUCAUUGUAGGCACAGGGACCAAUGUCUGCUACAUGGAGGAAAUGUACAAUAUCGACCUGGUGGAGAGUAACGAUGGUCGAAUGUGUGUCAACAUGGAGUGGGGAGCAUUUGGUGACAAUGGUGAACUUGAUGACUUCUGCACCGAGUUUGAUCAUAUUGUCGAUGAUUUCUCGAACAGCCCCGGGAAACAGAGGUAUGAGAAGAUGAUCAGUGGCAUGUACCUGGGGGAGAUAGUAAGGAAUGUGCUCAUUGAUUUUACUUCCAAGGGCCUCCUGUUCAGAGGCAAACUGUCCGAACGACUCAAAACCCAUGGCAUCUUCGAGACAAAGUUCCUGUCACAGAUCGCAAGGGACCGUCUGGCCAUGCGACAGAUCCGCUCAAUUCUGCAGCACCUGGGCCUCACCAACUCGACAUGUGACGACAGUGUACUGGUGAAGGAGGUGUGCAGCGUGGUAGCCCGCCGUGCAGCUCAGCUCUGCGGUGCCGGUUUGGCUGCUGUGGUCGACAAGAUACGACAGAACCGCAACUUGAAUCAGCUCUCCAUCACUGUGGGAGUGGAUGGCACUCUUUAUAAGACUCACCCUCAUUUCUCCAGCAUCAUGCAAGAAACUUUGCAGGAUUUGGCACCUCAGUGUCACGUGACUUUCCACAAGUCAGAGGAUGGAAGUGGGAAGGGAGCAGCACUCAUCACAGCUGUGGCCUGUAGGAUGAAGACCGAAGGGCAGCAGUGAACACCCAGGACGAUGAUGGUCAGGUAGAACCAGAGCUACUGUGACUGAUGGUCUGUACAGGGUAGCCAUGAAUAGUUCCAUACACUAUGAUGUGAGUUUUUUUCUUAAGUACUGAAAUUUUAAAUUUGACUUAUUUUGUGUGUGUGUGUGUGUGGGGGCGGGGGUUCACAUGAAUGUGUGUUUUGGAGUAGAUAUGUAUGGUGUGAGCUGACACUGAGGGCGGUAAACCAGUUCAGCAGGAGUGUUAGAGAAGUUGCACCUUCUGUGAAAAAUGACUGUUACAAGCUGUGGGACUCAUUCUCCCUCUUUUUCUGGCACUUUCAACCCCACCCUCACUCUCACCCCCACCCUCACCCACCCCAGCCACCUGUCAGGUUUCCUCCCUCAUUUUUUUUGGUCCCUUCAUAUCUACAUAGUGAGUGGGUCCUCUUUAGAGCCCACCAUGUUGCACCACCGUGUCUCUACAGUAACCCAGAGUGGACAAACCAAACACAGGCUCAGGAGAGGGCCUCUUGUGUUUUUACAUUACCUGAAGGUCACUAUAGGUUCUCCUACACACAAUCUGCAACCCGCGUCACUAGAUGCCACUCAAUCCUACACACUGGUCCUUUAAACCAAAAUAAAAUGAAUGUGUGUUACAUCGCUUGUGUCUCUUCACAAUAAGUGAAUAAGUAACUUUUCUCAUUAAGGAAAGACAAGCCAGACUGACUGAGACAGAACUGGAACCAAAGCUUAUUUAUGUUAUGUAGUGCUAACACAUCUAAAACCUCUGUGCGUUGCCCACCACUAUCUCUCAUCGUAUGGUCUAAUGACUGUAACAAACUUAUUGUGAUGCAAGGAAAAAGUGAGCUGGACCAACUUUAUACAUUAAAUUCACUGGAGAUAGAUUUAAAGAAAACCCAGGAACCCUUAACUGCUUUCCUGGGGGGAGAAGUUAAUUAAACCACAGUGGUAAGAAAGUGAAGAGGAAGGUAGGCUGAGUGAAUACAGAAGGUAAAAGGAGGGAUUGGUCCUAAUCUUUGGUCCUAGACUGUUUUUUUUUUUUUUUAUUUCUUCUCUUUUGUUUUAUAUUCAUUUGUACUUUUUUUUGGCUGGUGAACUGUACAAAUUAAAAAAAAAAAAGACAAAUCUCUGACAUCUGGUUGGAGAUAUCUGCUCUGGUCUGUAGCUGCAGAGAAAAAUGAGAAAUAAUUACUGAAUCAGAGGGAAAUAGAUUCAUGAGAAUCUGUUGUUUUCCCUUAAAUAUUUUUUUUUCUGUUAAAACCAUUGACACCAACAUCAUCAUUAUGGAAUUGUGCACAAAUCCAAUAAAUAUCCCAUCACUGUAUUCAACAGCAAAAUGCUUUUUUCCCACUGAUUACACCAUAAUUUUUGUUUAUCUUAAAAUGAAUACGAAUCUUUCCUGUGCUCUGAGACUAAAAUUAAGCUCUGCUUUCUGCUUUUUAAAGAACAUGUCCUAUAUUUAUAGAAAAACAGAGUUCUUCGGCCAACAGCAUUGUCUGCUUUUUCAUUUAGGUACAGGCUAAUAACAGCUGUUUCACUCCAAGUCUGAUCAUUAUAACCUUACAGUGCUUCCGUGAUCAACAGUGUCAUCAAAUAAAGACUCACAAUAAAAUUGG